AUGGAGUUGCUGCCCGACCAUCAAAGCGAUCUUGCAGAAGCCCCCAAGCGGGGUCUACCUCCAAGUUCUCUCAGCUCGAACUUCUACAGACUAAACGAGAAAUGUAACAAGACCAUGUGGUGGACAAUAUGCAAGUACUGCUACGUUGCCCAUGUAAAUGACAAGGCCAGAGUCCCAUUUCCUGUCAGCAUUCACGGCCGAAAAGCUUCCUGGGAGAAGCAUCUGUCUGAUUGCAGUUACUACGUGCAAGCCACCGGCAAGUUGCUGAAUAAGGAGAGCGACACCAGCGAGUACGAGGUCAGCCGGUCUAACAAGCUGCAGUGUGCAUCACCACCUGAAUUUACUUCAGCAGAACAGCGGAUGUUCUGGCGACUCUUACUGGAGUUCCAGGCGGAAGCGAUGCUACCGGACUCUUUUGUGGAGUUAAUGUCGUUCAAGCGAUUGCUUACAUUUCUGAGCGCUCGAUGUGGAGCUACUGGCGCCGUUCCAAGUCGCCAAGUUUUAGGCGGGCGGGUUCUUAACGAGUAUGCUGACCUGCAUUCAACUGAGCAGCGUAAUCACGUUAUGGAAAUUCAGAAUCGAAGUGGUGCCAGAGUUAAUUUUUUGUCGGAUGUGUGGGAAAAUAUUGCAAAGCAGCAUGUAUUAGGCUGCCAAGUUGCUUUGUUUGGUCGAAUGAUGACACAUGGGUUGGUGCCUACCGGUUCUCGUCACGAUGGGCUAGCAAUUGCCCAACAAAUGGAAGAUGUCAUGGAAGAGUUGAUUGCGUCUCAGUGGAAUGUGGGCUCAGCCGUGACCGAUAAUGCUGGUCAAUGCCGCAGAGCGCGAGGUAUCUUAGCACUCAGAUAUCCCAAUAUUGUGUUUUUAUUUUGCUUUGGCCACUACGUGAAUAACCUCGUUAAAGCAGUUCUCAAAACUGUUUUUAAGCAGGUAUCAGAAGCUGCUGCUGGUGCUGCGAGCUUUCUGAAUACGUCUACCUCUAAAUGGCUGACCCGAGCCAUUGAGGCCAUGGAGAAUCGCUACGGAGACAGUUUUGCAGUUUUUACGUUGUGUGAAACGCGCUGGAACUCAAUGCAGGCGUGCUUUGCGUCACUCCUACGCGCGCGCGGAGCUCUGGAAGACUUGGUUUUUAAGUACAGGAACGACAGCGAUCUCCCUUCUAAACUACGGAUUUUGGCUGACAGUGAAUUCUGGAACAAGUUGGAGAGCGCCGAGAAGGUUGUGCGACCUUUAUGUACUGCAUCGUUCCGCUUACAAAGAGAUGAGAAUACAGUCGCGGAUGUUGUUCGCUCAUACAUGGACGUGUACAUUGGUUUCGCUGCCACAGAGUGGAGUCAUGUUCUUGUGGAAUGUGUUGAGACUCGAUGGAACGCGUGUGAGCAGCCAUUGUUUAUGUUAGGAUAUUUUCUCCACCCUCGAUACGUAUCCGAAGCAAGAAAGUUGCCUUCAACUGUCCUUACCCAGCUGGAUGAUAUCUGUCAAUUUGCGCAAUACUACUACCGACGAUUUAUCGGAGACGAUGACAGCACCUUGCGUGGUGACGUGUUCGAUUGGAUAGAGGGGAGCUAUACAACAAGCCGAGUGACAGACUUCAGCUCGGACUUGGUUGUAAAAUUCUGGCAGUACGAAAGGAAGUCGAAGCCUAGCAGCAAGCUUCCGCUCUUGGCGCUCACCAUUCUGGCGAUAGCAGUAAACACAGCGACCUGCGAACGCCUCUUUAGUGAGCUUGCUCUCAUACACACGCCAAAGAGAAAUCAAAUGGCGACUGAGAAGACCCUGAAGCAUCAGGUCAUGCGUCAGUAUGUUCGCGAAAAGAAUCGGAGUGAAAAGUCGGCACCUACCUCAUCUAAAAAGCUGCUUCGGACCAUUGAUCCACGUGAACGACCGCGACUGGCAACUCCUCAACCCUCAGCACAAUCUACUCCGGUCCAGGUCGCAGCCUCCAUAACAGGUACACCAGUUCCUCAGGCUUGCACUAAUACCCCCGGUCACCUCCACCACGAAGCUGCAACUGCUUCGCCGGCUUUACAACGAACGUUGUUUCCUGCUGAAAGAGAAGGUGGCUCGAGUUUAGUUCGCAGCUCUGCUACACCAAGGUGUACCGCAACACCUGGACGUACACCGAGUGGAGGAUCGAUUGUCUGCGAUGUUCCCAGUCAGAAUGUUCCACCAGUUCGCUCUCCAAAUGACGGUACAAAUGCUCACCUUUCGACUCCUGUCACAAACUCCGGUCCUUCGCUGACAACCGAAAUGACCGCAGUCAGCCUUAGUGGAAGCCUGUUAGAAGAAUAUCUUGAUCAUUUUGACUGGGAAGAGUUUGGCGAUGACGGAGACGAAGAGACGAUUGGAGUGUGGGGCAGUAUUCUCAAUACGUCUAGAAUCACAAGUCAUGAAGGUGAUGAUGACGCAGAUGAAAGAAGUUUUGGAACUUACAAUGGUGGUGACCUAGAUGGUGAUGAAGACGAAAGUGCCAAUCAAGGCAACCCUGGAUGCAGUCGCGUCGGCACGUCGCGGUUCACAACAAAGCGCAUAGGCACUUACGAGGACCUAAUUCCUGCUGCUGACAGACGGCCAUAUCCCGAGACGAAUGACCCAGCAUUUCCACAAGAAAAGAAAUUGACGGGGAUCCGGGCUCGAAAAACAUCGCUGGCCUCGCUUGUCGCUAAGUAG
Phytophthora nicotianae INRA-310 is the source of this 2667-nucleotide messenger RNA. RefSeq lists its product as hypothetical. The coding region runs from base 1 to 2667 and encodes 888 amino acids. The record is from RefSeq and is a predicted model, not a curated record. Gene Ontology annotation, molecular function: protein dimerization activity. The transcript has a single exon. NCBI's taxonomy places the organism in Eukaryota, Oomycota, Peronosporomycetes, Peronosporales, Peronosporaceae.